Amphiprion ocellaris (clown anemonefish) is the source of this 4451-nucleotide messenger RNA. It is a transcript of the gene tmem248, whose product is annotated as transmembrane protein 248. Bases 366 to 1391 code for a protein of 341 amino acids. The transcript has 7 exons. The record is from RefSeq and is a predicted model, not a curated record. Lineage: Eukaryota; Metazoa; Chordata; Actinopteri; Pomacentridae.
CGCUUCUGCUACGCAGUGCGGGUACGCGGAGGAGAUGUCGGCAGGGAGGACCCAGAUACAUUAUUGACGUUGUUACAGGCUGUGGGUACGUUUCUCAUCGGAGCCGCAGGGAACCUAACGAGGGCGAAGAAUGGGAAGGAGGAUACGCGGUGCUUCGUACGCUGAAAGCCUGGCUGUCUCCACCGAACACCGACUCUUGCUCUUCAGCCGUUUAUCCAGGAGGGACUAGCUCCGGGGAGUGCGAGCAAGCUAGCAGUGCAGGCUAGCUUCGCAGAGAGGCUAACAGUGCUAGCAUAGCCGCUGCCUUAUUGUGGCCCGUAACCAACCCUCCCAGCUAGCAUCCGUCGCAUGCCCAGAAAGAAAAAAUGGUGUACCUUUUAAAUCCUAUAGAGAACCUGAGAAGCUACAUCAACAACCGUCCACCUCUGGUCAUUUUCAUGAUCAGCGUCAGUGCAGUGGCCAUCGCUUUCCUGACCAUCGGCUAUUUCUUUAAGAUUAAAGAGAUCAAGUCUCCAGAGUUGACAGAGGACUGGAACACCUUUCUGCUGCGCUUUAACGAGCUGGACUUUUGUGUGUCGGAGAAUGAAACGAUAAAGCACGGCCUGAACGAGUCGACCACACCAGAGAGCAUGGUGGUGACCAGCGGCCAGGCUCGAUCCAGCACCCAGGUUCCCCUCCUGCUCGAGGACUCGGGUCCCAUUAACAUCUCAGUCCCCAUCACGCUCACACUGGACCCUCAGCGCCCGUUUGGAGGAUACUCUCGCAAUAUCACCCACCUGUAUGCCACAGUGCUGGGGCAGCAAGUGGGCCUGUCUGGCCGGGAAGCCCAUGAAGAAAUAAACAUCACUUUCACCCUGCCCGUGUCCUGGAACUCGGACGACUGCGUGCUGCACGGCCACUGCGAGCAGGUGGUGUUCAGCACUUGCAUGACCAUCACAGCAGCCAGCAAUAUCUUCCCAGUCACAGUGCAGCCGCCACACUGCGUGCCGGAGACGUACACCAACGCCACAUCUUGGUACAAGGUGUUCACCACGGUCCGUGACUCAGACACCAAGUACAGUCAGGACUACAACCCCUUCUGGUGUUAUAAAGGAGCCAUCGGCAAGGUGUACCACGCUCUCAACCCAAAGCUUACCGUCAUUGUUCCCGACGAUGAUCGUUCCCUCAUCAACCUGCACCUGAUGCACACUAGCUACUUCUUGUUUGUCAUGGUCAUCACUAUGUUCUGCUAUGCAGUCAUAAAGGGGCGGCCUGGCAAAGUACGACAAACCAACCCUGACUUCUGCCCUGAGAAGGUACAACAGACACCAGCAGUGCUAUAUGACCUCAACAGGUGGCGCUGUCAGAAGGUUAAAAAGACGUCGGAGAGCUAUGCCAGAACUUACCUGUAACACGGACAAAACUCAAAGAGACAGAAGAAAUAAAAAAUAAACAUACCAGUUGCCUAGUGAACCCUGGACAUACAAUAAGGGACACAAAAGCUCUGUGAAUGCAUUACUCUUGCAAUGUUGGGUUUCUCCAACCAAAGAUAUACAAGUGCCUGUAUCUGUGGUGUAAAUAUUUGUAGGAACUCUGAUAUUUCCUGCAAAACCAUUUUUUUCUUUUUGUUAAUUAUUAUUUUUGCCUGAGCCCCCUUGUGCCAUGUCAGAACAUGCAGUACGUAAACUAAGCAGAAGGCCACAUCCGAGAGCUACACAGCCAUUUUCCCGGCAUUCAUUCAUUUAAUCAAACAAGACAGAAAAAAAAGUCAUUUUGUGGCAUUUAUCGCAAAUUUAAGUUAAUUUUUUGGUGUAAAUGUUAAGAUAUCUCGAAACAGAUUGUAAACAAAGUCUCUUCCAUGAUGACGAAGCAUGACGUUCAGUCACUUGAAGUGUGUUUAAGUGAAUAUACUCAAUUUUAGAUGCUUGAUUUACAAUUAAAUCUCCAGAAUGCACUUGUCAUUUGCAGCGUAAACGGGGAAGAAAAUAACUCAGCAGUGCAAUCAAAAGUCUGAUCAGAAUUUGGAUGUUUCAUGCGGUCCGUUAAAAAGUCGCUUUGCACAAUUAAUUUAUUCAAUUUGAACACAUAAAUCAUACUCUGUGUCAAUAAACACAAGGUAUUUAGUUGCACAUUAAUAUAUUAACGAGUCCCACUGUCUCAGUUUGUAUCCUGUUAUCAGUAACUGCAGUUCAGUGUGGUUCGAAAAUUAGUUUUUUUCGGGACAAGUAGACGUCACACUGAAAACAUCUCUCUGCCUUUUUUGUUUUUUCCUUCAUCGGUGGCUUCAUCACUCACCUGCCUCUCGUCUUUUUGAUUUGCUGCCGAUCGCUUCUGCAGCAGCUUUCUGAGUGACGUUCAGUCAGGAGGAAACAACAUUAUCUUGCCUUACCUACGGUGGACUUUUGCUUGCUUGAACAUAGGCGGAGAGAUCAUUUAUUCUCUUUCCCACGUUAACCGAUCCCUUCUUCUUCUUCCACAGCCAAACGUCUCUUUUUUUAGUUUUCUUUUGUUUCUUCCAGUAUGAUGAGCCUGUGGUUUGAAAUCAAGCUUGUGACGUCUGUCCUGUUAAUGUAAAUGUCAAACGGCCCUCGAGUUACUAUAUUUUGGGAUGCUUUUGAGUUACUUAAGCUUUUGUUUGAAGCAAAUCGAUAUCAGUUGCACGUGUUAAAGUGUUUGCAUAGUUAGUGCACCUUCGGAUUUCUUGCACAUUUUGUUAUUUGCUUCUGUGAUGAUGAUUUUUCUUUUUUUUGUGUGUGUCCAAAAUCACAUGUAAACAGUCUGAUGUUUGCCGAACUAGUUGGCUUCCAUGUAGAAGUAAAUAUAAUUAUACACUAGCAUAUAAUUAUAUUUAUGUAAUUAUUCUAUUUAUGAUUACAUUACUACUUUUUAUUAUUAUUUUCUAGUACAACAAAAUGUGCAAAAAACUCACUCUUUGUGUGAAUGCGUGAGUUUGGGAAAUGUUUAGACAAAGAAAGGCGACUGUAGACUAAGAUUCUCUGAAAUCUGGUCCCAAAUGUCUCAAUUUUUUAAGAGAUUCUGGCACAGAAAUGAUAAAACAUCCACCGGCGAAAUCUUUCCCAUUUGUCGUGACUUUCUCUGACUUUGACAAUCAUUUAUUCUAAAUGUACAGCAGCACCUAUUAGAUUUGCAAUAAGGAACAACAAAAACAUAUUAAUAAUAAUACAGUGCUGGAAUUAGAUUGGGUUAUUGCAUUUAUCUGUCUAAAUCUAAGCAGAGAAUUCCAAAACAGUGCACUUCUUAAAUGUUAGGGAUGAUUUAUUUUUCUUUCAAUGGCAAUUACUGAUACAUCUCACUUACCUCUGCUAUCAUUCUGUCACAUAAUUGAUGUACCUGUUGAAUGUACUUUUUUAUAAGCAGCAUAAUCUAAAUCUGAGAUGCAAGAAUUCCACAUGAUUUUAUGAUAGUUUUUUUCUUGUUUGAAAGGCUUUACUUGAAUUAUGUUUUCAUUCGAGUGAUGUUCAUAUAAGUUUUUUUGUUGUGAGAAAAAUGAAUCUCAUCAUGUUAUUGAAUCAAAACACUAAAUUUAUUGUUUGUAUGUUGGUGAAUGACUGAAAGGUGUUGGGGUUUAAUGGUUUGUUUUUUUCCACACUGAAUGAUGCUAGUACAAGUCUUCCUAAUUCUGAUGUGUAUCAUAUUCGAGCAUGGAUCUGUUGCUUUUACUGUCGGCACUGUCUCCUCGUGCUCCCACAAUUGGACUUUAUUGGAAGAUCUGGCAGCUCUUCUUGGCUGAGUAAUGGACGGAGAGUGUGUGUGUUGAGUUAAAGGAGUCGAAUGAAGCAUGCCAUGUUGUUGCCAAACCGUCAUAGGUAAAAUCAGUAACCUGCUCUUACCUGCUUCUUUCCCCCCCCUUCUCUUUCUCGUGUGAUAUCCUGUUUUGGGUCAGAAUUGCAUCUCUUUAAUUGCAAAAUGCCUUAACAUCGUCCAGUUUCACUCGCUUUCACAUAUCAGAUAUUGUAAAACACACCGGUUUAACAAAACAAAAAAAAAUACAAAACAUAAAUCUCUUCUCAUAAAGCUAUGAGAAGCUCAGAAAGCUUGUUAAGUGUACAUUUAGAGGAAUGGAUUUUUAAAGGAGCAGCUGCUUGCAUUUGUAGUUUUCCAACUACUCCACUAUAUCACUGAGUAAAAACAGUGGAGCCAUAUUCUCCUCCUGAGUUGCACCAUGGCACAGCGUUCUUUGUUUUCCAUUAAGGAGAACGUGUCUCCAGUAUACGGCUGCCGUUACACCCACCCCAUUCCUCCUUUCUGUCAUGUUAGCAGCGCUUACAGGCGAGUAUUAAGCCAACUCUGUGCCUUCUGCACUGUCGAGCUGCAUCCUCCUCCAUGUACAUACAGUAGAUAAGGACCAUAGGUUUAAUGUGGCUAGGACGUCAUCGAAACCCUUUCUUUUCCUCUCCAGUGGAACUGCUGUAAAUGAAUUCAAGUUUAAAUAAACUGUCUCUAAAGUUCAA